AUGUAUUGUUUAAAUUUUAAUUCAUUUUUCCUCUUUUCUUCAUUAUUUUUAUAUUUUCUAUCAACAUUUUAUUCACUAAUUAAAGCAACAAUACCUUGCCAAAAGAAAAGUUAUGGCCUUGAUUCUUUUGUUUGUGUUUGUUCAUCAAAAAUUUGUGAUUCUCCUCCUCCUUUAGGAGAAAUUAAGGAUGAUCAAUUAGUUUAUUAUUUAUCUGAUAAAUCUGAAUUUAGACUAGAACGUUUUUUAAUUGAGAAAGAAAAUGGGGAAGAAUUAAAAAUAAAAGAAAUUCAAAUAAAAAUUAAUUCUUCACAAAAAUUUCAAAAAAUAUUUGGAUUUGGGGGCGCUUUUACUGAUUCUGUUGGAAUUAAUUUAAAUCAGUUAAGUGUUGAUACUAGACAAAAACUUUUAGAGCAAUACUUUAGUGAAGAAAAUGGUAUUAAAUACAAUAUUGGACGUGUACCUAUAGCUAGUUGUGAUUUUUCUACACAUGAAUAUUCUUAUAUGGAUACUCCAAAUAAUUUUAGUUUGAAUGAAUUUAAACUUGCACCUGAAGAUUAUGAAUUGAAAGUAAAAAAAUUAAAAAUAUUUGGUUUUAUAAAUACCAUAAGAUGCCCACUAAUACAAGAUAAACCUCUAUUAAAAUAUUUUUUUAAUUUUUUGCCAACUAAAUAG
This is a messenger RNA of Meloidogyne enterolobii, 672 nucleotides long. The record is from the annotation of a GenBank genome assembly. NCBI's taxonomy places the organism in Eukaryota, Metazoa, Nematoda, Chromadorea, Rhabditida, Meloidogynidae.